Molecule: messenger RNA, 1146 nt
Organism: Lasiosphaeria miniovina
Lineage: Eukaryota; Fungi; Ascomycota; Sordariomycetes; Sordariales; Lasiosphaeriaceae
Exons: 3
Coding region: 1-1146 (381 amino acids)
Source: RefSeq, a predicted model, not a curated record
AUGUCUGCCUUACACUACUAUCUCGUCUUGGCGACGGUCCUCGGCCUCUCGAUCCCAGCUGCGCAGGCGUCCACGUACACGAACCAGUUCCAGCAGUGGUACCCGCAAUUCGGAUGGAUCUUCGACUACACGCUGCACGCCAACUGCAGCGACCAGCUGGCCAAGUACCGCGCCGGCGUCAAGAACUACACCGAGAUCGACCGGGUCGGCGGCGGCGGGACCCUGAGCGCCUUGACCCAGCCCGUGGUGCAGUGCAUCCUGGCCAACAUCAGCGAGUACCUUAAGGGCCAGAUGGCGACGUCGCAGGUCCUGCUCGGCGUCAUGCCGACCAUCCUCUCGCUGAUAGGGCCGGGCACGGACGAGACGGCCACCUUCUUGCUGGUAGGCCGACGGCCGCUGCUGUUCCUGCUCCUGUCCUUGGGCACGAGCUCCGUCUACUUCGAACGGGCCUUCAAGUACCCGGACCCCAGCCAGAUCCUGGCUGACCACCCUUUGCGGCUGCAACAGCCUGCCCCGUGCGGCCCCAUCCGCGCCGCCAUCAUCGCGGGCGAGUAUCUCCUAGCCCUAGCUGCCGUCACCAAUAUCGUAGUCGUCUGCAAGGAUCUUGGCAUCAAAACAAUAUGCAUCUUCUGGUCCGACUUCAUCUUUGCGCCCAUGCUCUGGGGGUCUCUGAGCUUCUUGGUUCACGUUGGUGCCGUGCUGACGCUGCGCAUGCGGCUGCGGCGACUCGGACCAGGCGAGGACGCCACGGGCCGCAACAUUUCCGCGCGGCAAUGGUUUGAGCUGUCGUCGGCCAAGACGGACGUGCGGUUCGACGUGUUCCCCGAGUCGCGGCUCUUCGUGCUAAUGGCGUGGCUGCUGUCAAUGGGCACUAUCGUGCACAUCCUGUUCGGCACCGCCAUCUUCUCCAGCACCACCUUCAUCGGCCCGCUCGACGCUCUUACCGUCCUGGGCCGCUACAUGGCGUCCGUCAUGGCGUGCCGCAUCAUUUCCAUGUACGAGCUGGCGGGGCUGCGCGACGCGGCGAAGAAGAAUGCUGUUUUUGACAGCAGCAGCGGGGGACGGCACCGUGCCGCUGUCGAGUUCGCUGACGUCAAGCAGAGCGCGUUUGGCGCAUCGACUCGGGUGUCGGUAUCGGGCAGUUAG